UUGUACUGACUGGGUCUUUAUUUUAUUCAUCCCAAAGCAAUGAAAGGUAAAAUUGACAUCGUUGGGAUUUCGUUUCGGUAAUUAAAGCAAACCAAUGUAUGUUUUAUACAUUCCCCUUUUUUAUAAGUUUUUGUCGGUGAUAUUUCUGGUGUCAGAUAUUCUUUGAUCUCGUCUGAAAUUAAUGAUUUUUCUGGAUGAAUUUCUACUUUUGUAUCAAAACUGAAGGGGAAAGGACUAUUUCGAAGAUAACGAGUGAGAUUAAAUUGUGAGUGAAAUUAUCAGAUGACAUCUGCUUUACAGAAUUUUUACAUAAGCAACGUCAUUAGCAUGGAAAGUAUUUUGAAGACUGAGCAAAGAUGUUAUACAAAACACGUAUAACCCUGUUUCUAUAAAUAUUUACUGAAUUACUGCAAAAUAUAUCUUCUGAACUCUGACAUAUGUAGCAAAAUUUCUCUUCUUUAUUGUCUGGAGUACACAGAAAAUUAUAUUUGCAUAUUAAUUAAUCGUUUAGCAUUAAACCUGGCCGUAUCAGUCCCAAACGUUCAAGCUAUUUUACGUUAAAACUGCCCACAUCUGGCCUCUUCCACUCACCCUGCAAUGUCAUUCUAAACAUAAACAAUCACAUCAUUGAAAUCUUAAAGCAAUAAGAUAAUGAAUGAUUAAUUCAGAAGAAUUUGAAUAAAUAAUCAUUAGAUUUGACAGUGUAAUCUGCGUGUUAAUGAGUUAAAGUAAUUAAGAAGGCAGUUUGCAGCAUCUUCAGAUAUUAACAAAGAUCACUUUUGAUGGAGAUAUAUUAGUAGAAAUAUUUGAUAUGAGCAAUAUACGAGAAGAAGGAAAACCUUUGUGUACUGUGACGAGAGAAAGGAAAAUCAUGGAAAAGGAAUUUUGUGAAAGAACUGAUUUUUCUGAUGAUGUAAACAAAGAAAAGGGCAAAAUAUCAUAUGAUUGUGAUAUUUGUGGUAAAUUCUUCUCUAGGAAAGCUAGCUUACUCAUUCACAAACGCAUUCAUACAGGAGAGAAGCCAUAUCAUUGUGAUAUCUGUGGUAAGUCCUUCUCCCAGACUGGUUCUAUAAUUAUUCACAAGCGUAAUGUUCACACAGGAGAGAAACCAUAUUGCUGUGAAAUCUGUGGUAAAUCAUUCUCACAAGGUAAUGACCUGACUAAGCACAGAUGCGUUCAUACAGGUGAAAAGCCAUAUCACUGUGUUACCUGUGGUAGAUCGUUCUUUCGAAAUCAUGUCUUGGCUAGGCACAGACGCAUUCAUACAGGAGAGAAGCCAUAUCAUUGUGAUAUCUGUGGUAAGUCCUUCGCUCAGACUAGUUCCGUGACUAUCCACAAGCGUAACGUUCACACAGGAGAAAGACCAUAUCGCUGUGAAAUCUGUGGUACAUCAUUCUCUCGAAAUAAUGGCUUGACUAGGCACAGACUUAUUCAUACAGGAGAGAAGCCAUAUCACUGUGAUAUUUGUGGUAAAACAUUCACUCAAAAUAAUGGUUUGACUAGGCACAGACGCAUUCAUACAGGAGAGAAGCCAUAUCACUGUGAUAUCUGUGGAAAAUCAUUCUCUGAAACUAGUCCCUUAAGUAUUCACAAGUGUGUUGUUCACACAGGAGAAGAACUAUAUAACUGUGAAUUCUGUGGUAAAUCAUUCUCUCAAAAUAAUGACUUGGUUAAUCACAAACGCAUUCAUACAGGAGUGAAACCAUAUCACUGUUAUAUUUGUGGUAAAUCAUUCUGUGAAGAUAUAAACUUAACUAAUCACAUACGUAUUCACACAGGUGAGAAGCCAUAUCAGUGCGAUAUCUGUGGUAAAUCAUUCUCUCACGGACCCAAUUUAGCUGUUCACAAACAUGUUCAUUCAAGUGUGAAGCCAUAUCACUGUGAAAUCUGUGGUAAAUCCUUCUCUCGAAACGAUUACUUAACUUGCCAUAAGCGUGUUCAUACAGGAGAUAAGCCAUAUCACUGUGAUAUCUGUGGUAAAUCCUUCUCUCAAGAUAAUCACUUAACUAAGCACAAACGCAUUCAUACAGGUGAGAAGCCAUAUCACUGUGAAAUCUGUGGUAAAUCAUUCUCUCAAAAUGAACAGUUACCUAAGCAUAUGCGUGUUCAUACAGGAGAAAAGCCAUAUCACUGUGAAAUCUGUGGUAAAUCAUUCUCUCAAAAUGAACAGUUACCUAAGCAUAUGCGUGUUCAUACAGGAGAAAAGCCAUAUCACUGUGAAAUCUGUGGUAAAUCUUUCUCUCGAAUUUAUAACUUAACUCGUCACAAACGUACUCACACAGGUGAAAUGGCAUAUUGAUUAUAUCACAAAUUCUGAAUGUAAACUUUGAAUUACCAAAAAUCCACGAGAUCCAGAUAAUUAACAAAGCCUGCAAACAAUCACCUGACAUAUACAUUAAUGUCCAAGUACCCCAUGAUUGAAAACUUCUAGCUGGACCAGCAAGUGAAACCCACCCCUUAAGCAAUUUUAUCAACAUCCUACUGAAACCCCUUUUAAAAUGUAAAUGCUUCAUUACAGAUUACCUUGAUAUGCUAAACCACCUACCAGAAACAAUCGAUGAAGGGGCAGUCAUGGCUUCCUUCAAUGUUAUAAACCUGGACACUAAUAUCCCAUAUAAAUAUGGAAUACAAGCAAUUAAAUUCUGGCUGGAAAACUGUCCAGAAGAACUUCCAGAGUGUGUGAAUCAGGAGUUUGUUAUGGAAGCUUUAAAAUUUAUCCUUCAGAGCAGUUAGUUUUUAUUUGGUACCACUUCCUACUGACAAAGAUGUGGAAUUGUGAUGGGAAUAAAACCAGCCCCAGUUCUUGUGAAGCUUUUAACCCUUUUGUUACCAA
Molecule: messenger RNA, 2833 nt
Organism: Octopus sinensis (East Asian common octopus)
Lineage: Eukaryota; Metazoa; Mollusca; Cephalopoda; Octopoda; Octopodidae
Product: zinc finger protein 239-like
Exons: 2
Coding region: 812-2299 (495 amino acids)
Biological process (GO): regulation of transcription by RNA polymerase II
Cellular component (GO): nucleus
Molecular function (GO): DNA-binding transcription activator activity, RNA polymerase II-specific; RNA polymerase II cis-regulatory region sequence-specific DNA binding
Source: RefSeq, a predicted model, not a curated record